Messenger RNA from Aphis gossypii (cotton aphid), 5486 nucleotides. RefSeq names its product protein O-mannosyl-transferase TMTC2-like. The transcript is spliced from 12 exons. Lineage: Eukaryota; Metazoa; Arthropoda; Insecta; Hemiptera; Aphididae. The record is from RefSeq and is a predicted model, not a curated record. Gene Ontology annotation, cellular component: endoplasmic reticulum membrane. Gene Ontology annotation, biological process: protein O-linked glycosylation via mannose. The coding region runs from base 510 to 3053 and encodes 847 amino acids. Gene Ontology annotation, molecular function: mannosyltransferase activity; protein binding.
ACCACCGUUACACCACGACCGCGCGCGUUAGUAACGUUUCGGUAUCGCUACCGCGCGCAACCCGACGCCGCCGCCGCCAACGACGACGACGACAAUUAUUACGACGUCGUCAUUGUACCUAAGACGACAUACCCUCGCGGAGUUCGACAUUCGCGUAUUGUCGAUAUUUACGUCUGAAAACGCCAUACAUAAUAAUAAUACAUCUCUGCCAUUAUCGCCUGUAAUUCCAUAUUUUCGUAUCGGUUUGUUCGUUUCAACGUUCGCAUUCCCGCGGUGUUCCCUGUCAGGGGCUGCGUUUCGAGUCCCGCGCACGACUUCGUUAUCCUGUCCAACGACUACUCUUGUGCAUUAUAUAUAACUUCACUCGUUUAGAAUAAAUACGUUUCUGUGUGCGUCUGUUUAAGAUUUUGCUAUGGAUUUAAGUAGACCGCCGAACCGGUAACACGUUGUUUACCGGAAAUCUGCGUUUUCCGUGUCAUUAUCUGUAAAUUUUUCAACAAGAUCUAGCCAUGGAAGCCGGUAGUUCGGCUUGCGUGGCUUUGGCAUUUUUGGUCAACUACAAUACGCUGAAAGCUGGUUUCGUGUAUGAUGACAGCCGGGCGAUCGUCAACAACCCGGACGUGACGCGAGCCGCACCGCUGACCGACAUCUGGACCAACGAUUUCUGGGGCACGCCGAUCGGGUCGAGCAGCUCGCACGGCUCUUACCGGCCGCUGUGCGUGGCCUCGUUCCGGCUGAACCACUGGACGGGCGGCCUGGACCCGAAGGGCUAUCACGUGGCCAACGUUCUGCUGCACUGCGCCGUCACGUAUCUGGUGUACGCCGUGUACCGGACGCUGAUGCCCGGCCGCCGGCCCGCGGCCGCCGCGGCCGUGUUCGCCGUCCACCCGGUGCACGCGGAGGCCGUGGCCGGCGUGGUGGGCCGCGCCGACCUGCUCGCCUGUCUGUUCUACCUGGCCGCGUUCCUGUGCUACGCGGCGCACGUCCGGCACCGGGACAGGACGCCGGACCCGCGCCGGCGCGUGGUGUGCUGUGACGCCGGCUGCCACCGCCGGACGUACCGGUUGGGCUCGGCGGUGCGCACCGUUUUCGCCGCCCUGGGCCUGGGCACGUGCUCCAGCGACCUGGACGGGCUGCCGGGCGGCGUGACCGAGUGUUGCGCGGUCCGCGAGUGGGCCUGCCUGGCGGCCACCGUGCUCAUGGCGGCCGCGUCGAUGUUGGCCAAGGAGACCGGUCUCACCGUGUUGGCCGUGUGCGCCGUGUACGACGUGCUGUUCGCCAGCAAGCAGUCGCCGAACAAGAAUUCCGGAGGAAUGUACAGGACACUGGCGAUUCUGUCGGGCACGGCGGCUGGUCUGCUUUUUGCUCGGAUUUCAUUGAUGGGCGAUGGCGGACCACCUGUAUUUGCAGCUGCAGACAACCCGACCGCCAAGUCACCAAGUUUGGUAACGCGGACACUGACUUUUCUCUACCUGCCCGUCGAGAAUUUUCGGUUACUUGUCUACCCUCGGAGGCUGAGCUUUGACUGGUCUAUGGACUCCAUUACACCCAUCACUUCCGUCUACGAUCCUAGAAACGCGCUGUCCAUCGCCCUGUACGUGGUCCUGUUCGCUGCGGCCAAGCGGUCCGCCGUAGCUGCGUCCAAGGCCAGACAACACCACCACCACCGGUCUCACAGGUGUUGUUCAAAGACCAAGUAUGGUCGACCGGUCGACCUACCCGAUGACCCGGCAAGGGCCAUGGGACUUGCUGUCGCCAUGACCGCCAUACCGUUCGUGCCGGUGUCUAACUUGUUUUUCUAUGUGGGAUUUGUGCUGGCCGAACGAGUGCUGUAUAUGCCCAGUGUGGGCUACUGCUUCUUGUUCGGCUACGGUUACUCAGCACUGGAACGCCGGUUGGGGUCCAAGUGGCCAAGGAUGGGACUCAUAGUGGUGCUCACCGUAUACGGUGCCCGGACGGUCAUCAGGAACAACGACUGGCAAGACGACGAGUCGCUGUACCGAUCGGGAUUGCACAUCAACCCGCCGAAAGCCUACGGAAAUUUGGGCUCUAUUCUGAGUAGCCAGGGUCGAUUGGACGAGGCAGAAACGGCGCUGAGGACGGCAUUACGAUAUCGACCGAACAUGGCGGACGUGCAUUACAAUUUAGGGAAUUUGCUGCGUGAAAAAGGUGACGCUGAAGCAGCUGUGUCAAGUUACAAAAAUGCAAUAAUGUACCGACCCUCGCUAGCAGUGGCUUACCUGAACAUGGGACAGCUAUUGGCUACGAUGGGUCGAUGUGAGGAAGCGGAAUCCGUGCUGAAGCUGUGCGUUUCACUGGACGGUUCUUAUUCUAAGGAUCCGAUGAACCACGUGACCAGUAGGGUGUCGGCAUUGGUCACGUUGGGAAAACUGCAUGCCGACCGGGGCAGGCACUCGGACGCGGUUCAGGCCUACAAGCACGCAGUAUCCAUUUUACCACCGUACUACAAUUCUCGGGUAUUGUUCAGUUUAUACGGUGAUGCGUUGGCGCAACUCAACAGACACAGAGAAGCCGAAAUGUGGCACAAAGCGGCACUAGAAGUCGGGCCUGAUCAUGUUCCAGCACACUUGAGUUAUGGGAAAUGGCUCGCAAAAAAUAGAACGCGUAUUCACGAAGCAGAAAAUUGGUUUCUACGGGCGAAAAAAUUGGCUCCCAGUGACGCGUCCGUGUACAAACAUUUCGGAGUUUUCCUACUAGAACAAGAAAGGUUCUCUGAAGCCGCAUCACAGCUGGUAGAAGCCGUCGCGCUUGAACCCGAUGACUACGACCUGACAGUUACAGCAGCCACCGCGCUCAGGCAGGCGGGCGUGUCGCUUAGAGCUGAAGAAAUGUACAGAAAAGCAGCCUUACUCAGGCCACAGGACGCUAGCAGUCACAGCAAUCUGGGAGCCAUGCUGCACCUGAACGGCAAACAUCGAGAGGCGUUAUCCAGCUACCAAAACGCGCUGAGGAUAUCGCCGGACGACCAGACCACUCUGGACAAUCUCAACAAGCUGAGAAAUGUGUUGCGUCGCCGGUCCAGAGCUGCGUGAUGACAGUCAUAACAUCGGCAGCCGUGAUAAUUUUACUUUAAUAAUAAUUAUAAUACUAUGUAAUAUGAUGAUAAUGUUGACGAAGACGAUGAUGAGUGUGUAGUUUUGUAUUAAGACGUAAUUUUCUAUAUUUUUUUUCGUAUAUAAAUAUAUAUUUUAAAAAUGUCUAAACCUGUACAUAAUAUAUUGUAUACACUAUAUAUAUAUGAUAUAGUACCUACAAUAUAUAACUAUAUUAUAUAUAUAUAUUAUGAUUAAUGUCUACUAUGUAUUAAAUUUAUUAUAUUAUAUUAUUAUAACAAUUUUUACAUAAUAUUACAUAAUAUUAUUCUAUAAUAUUGUGAAGUGUAUAUAAUAUUACUAUUAUGUUAAAUUGUACUUUAUUUGUAUUGUGUCUGCAUAAUAAUAUAUAUUUCUGUAUAAGCAUAUUAUGUAAUACUUAUGUACAAAGUGGCAAAAACGUAUAUGGUCUUCUUCAAUAUGACAUUCAAAUUUAGCGGAUCACUCACGAUAUGACGUAUACUUGAAACUGUCGAUUUUCUAGGUCGACUAAACUGUGAGUUAAAAAUAUAGAUUUAUAAUAGAUAUAAAAUGCAUUCGUUACCAAUUUUUAAUAGCUAAUGGUCAUAAAAAAAAUCAUGUACAACACUAUUUUAGCAUUUUUUAGCAGUGUUAGGUGAAGCUAAAAUGAAAAUAAAUCAUAAAACCCGACAUUCGAGGUGAUCGAGCUCAAUAAUCCUCGUACAAAUUCAAAUUAGAAUUUAUUAACACUAAUACGAGUCAUAUUUAUCGGGUACUACUACGAUAUAAUUUAAUAUUAUCUUACUAACGAUUUAAUUUAUCCUCAUCCAAUAUAGCUUCUAAAAAACGCUCCUAGAAAAAUCGGCAGUUUUCAAUAAAAGAAAAACGCUCCAUCAAAUACGAAUACUAUACCUGCACUUGCAGCACUUGCAGGAGACCGUGUCUUUUUUCAACUUUGUAAGUAAGUAUAACAUUAACAUAUUGUACAAAAUCGAUAGAAAUAAUAUAUAAUAUUUAUUUUUGUUUCUAUAACUAUAACAAUAUUAUAAUAUUCUAUAGUCGGGAGUGACGAACUAAACGUGUCGAACGACGUAGGCUUAUGGUAAUUUUUUCUGAGGAUCAUCCACCGGAAAAUCGAAGGGAAACGUAAAGAGUGUAGGGGAUCUGAUAUUGUUUAAACGCUACCGUGGUUUUUCCAAGUAUACCGUCAUCACAGUACACGACGUUUUUUUCUAAUAUUUUAAGACAUUCUUCCUGUUUCGUCUCGAACAGUGUAAACACUGUUGUCUUUGUUUUUUUUUUAUAUAUAUAUAAAAGUACCGCGUUCCGGAAACAAUGGUUGCCUAACUACUACAAAUAUAUCCAAAAUAUUUAUUUACGUCUCUUCUUAGCCUAUUAUUUAAAAGAAAAAAAAAUGAAAUAAAAACGCGUAUUUUUGACGUUGUCACCCAGUCAUUCGAACUCGACUUGAUAUUUUUCUAAUGAGUAUUUUUGUUUCGUACGCGCACGCAAGUGUCAUGCUUGAAUUUUUUUUUUUAUCAUUACCAUUGCUAUUAUUUUUUUUCAUUUCAUGGCUUUAUCAUAACUGUCGUGCUAAGAGGGGAUAUUCAUGAUAUUUUUAUCAUUAUUUUUGGUCCAGUAUGAGAUGGGGAAUGUACCUAUUUCUUGACAUUACGUUUCGUUUUGUUUUUAAAUGUGUACAUAAUAUAUUAUUAUGAACGUAAUAUAAAUUACUAUAGUAUUGUAUUUGUAUGUGCACUAUGUCAAAUGAUUAAUGUUUUUAAGAUAGACCUUAACCGACCGACCGACCUACCGUUUUUUUUUCCACGGCCGUCUCGAUUUAUUUUUUUAAUCCAUUUUUCGUAACAAAAAUGAUUUAUAGUGUGUAUUAAUAACAAAAUUUAUUUACUACGACCGUUGUGGUGAUAUCGUCGCUUGACCGUCUGCCGGAAAACACGUUUUUCGCGAUUUUCGAAAUACAAAAAAAAAAAAAGUCACCGUCUUUGCUUUCUAGCCAAGAAUAUUCGCGAUAAUCGAUACGAAGCCGCCUCGUUGUCCGCAAAUCGCAACAUCGAUAAUGCAGCGAUGUAACCUACCUACGCCUAAAUGUAAUACAUUUCGAUAUCGCGAUGUCGAUUAAUUAAAUUUUAGAUUAUAAUAUUAUUAUGGAGCUUCAUAAACAUCUAAACUCAAAUUAAAAUUACGUAUUAUAGUCAUACGUAGGUGCGUAUUGUAAUAUAUGUAACGCGAUUCGUUAAAUACGUGAUUUAUAGGUAGAGUCGCACGAUAACACAAACCUACAAAUACUAUAUAUAUAUACAUGUAUUUAUGUUAUUUAUAUAAUAUUUAAAAACAAAUAUUUGAUAUUUUGUACAUUUCGUGUAAAGACAAUAAAAUUAAGACGUCUUAUGA